AUGAAGAGAGUUUGUUGGCCUUAUUAUGAUCCUGAUUUUGAUACCCUUACAGAGAGAAUAAAUGGCCCAGCCUGCAUAGUUACAAUUGACAAUGAGAGCUUAGAAGAUUGCACUAUUGUUAAGAUUGACAGCAUAAACAAACAAGGUCUCCUUCUGGAGGUGGUGCAAGUGUUGACAGAUAUGAACCUCACUAUAUCGAAAAGCUAUGUAUCGUCUGAUGCAGGGUGGUUCAUGGAUGUUUUCCACCUUAAAAAUGAGCUUGGAAGCAAAAUUACUGAUCAAAGAAUUAUAAACUGUAUCCAGCAGGCUAUUGGUGCUAAUAGGGACACUACUUUGAAGUCAAAGGCCAGAAACAGCUCAGAGCCUCAUCCUGGUAGGCCUAAAGCAAUUGAAAUGACUGGAACAGACAGGCCCGGUUUGUUAUCGGAGAUAUCAGCAGCCUUGGCUGAUCUCCAUUGCAACAUUGUUGAAGCGCAUGCUUGGAGCCACAAUGCACGCUUGGCAUGUGUUGCUUACAUUUCAGAUCAAUCCAUGGAAACCCCAAUUGAUGAUCACCGGCUCCAUGCCAUUGAAGAUCACCUGACAACUGUCCUCAGAGCCAACACUACCUGGGACGAAAAUGCCAGCCAGCAAGAAGUGAAGCCUGCUGGCAUUCCUAUGGAGAAGUUAGGCAUCAUGACUAACGUAGAACGACGCUUGCACCAACUCAUGCUAUCUGUUAAGGACUUUGAUGGGCCUUCGCAGGCUGUGACUGCAAAUUCAAUAACUAUGGGAUCAGAUAGCGAAGAAGAGGAGAUAAAAAAGGCAAGUGUAUCAAUUGAGAGUUGUAAUGAGAAAGGAUAUUCAAUUGCUACCAUCCAAUGCAAGGACCGAAGAAAGCUUAUGUUUGAUACUGUAUGCACACUUACAGAUAUGCAGUAUGUGAUUUUUCAUGCCUCCAUAGAUUCUCGUGGAGGUUGUGCAUAUCAGGAGUACUUUAUAAGACACAUCGAUGGAUGCACUCUAAACAGAGAAAGUGAGAAGGAAAGAGUUAUUAAAUGCUUGGAAGCUGCCAUAGAACGCAGGGUUUGUGAGGGUGUUCGCUUAGAAUUAUGCGCGUACAACAGAGUGGGGUUGCUCUCGGAUAUAACACGUGUUCUCAGGGAAAACGGCCUAGCAGUAGUCAGAGCAGAUACAGUGACGCACGGGGAGAAGGCGGUGAAUGCUUUCUACGUGAGGGAUAUUUCAGGUAAUAAUGUGGACAUGAACUUCAUAAAGUCGAUGAAGAGAGAAAUGGGUGCAAUAGAUCUUGCAGUGAAAGAUGAAACAACAAUUAUUCGUCCAACCUCAUCUGGAAGAUCUAAUUUUUCAAUCGGCUAUAUCUUGAAGUCUCAGAUCGAACGCUUCUCCCACAACUUCAUUGCAAUUUAA
Fraxinus pennsylvanica is the source of this 1410-nucleotide messenger RNA. The record is from the annotation of a GenBank genome assembly. Lineage: Eukaryota; Viridiplantae; Streptophyta; Magnoliopsida; Lamiales; Oleaceae.